AUGGCUUUCAGCACUAGUCCCCUGAGCAGAUUGUGGACAGGGGAAUCCUCUGGUUACAGCACCAAGAACGACUUGCCAUUGCCCAAAGAGCUUUCCAUAUUGGUCCAGUCUGUGAAGAUAGGCCGUGGGUACUUUAGCAUACUGAAAGAGGAAACGGCCAUGAAGAAAAGACUGCAGCUGCUUCAGAAGCUGGAGGAGGAAGAAAGGAAUAAAUUCCAACCAGCCAGAAAGUUCUCAGAAAUACAAUACGGCGAAAACUUGCUGGGUGCCUCAGAUGUGGAGAAGUACAAGAAGCUGGCGGCCAGCGGGAUGCUGCGCCCGUUCACCCCCAUCCACAGCUGCAUCAUCUCCCCCCUGAUGUCGGAGUCCCACGUGGAGCCUCUGUUCCGCCAGCUCUGUGCCCUCCACUGGCUGCUGGAGGCCCUGACCAUUGACCACGCCCACCACACCAUGAAGCCAGUGAUCACCUGCUGGAAUCCCAAGGACCCAGGAGGAAGCAAGAGCUCAAUCAAGAAGAUCAAUAAGGACAAGUCCAUGGGGCAGAGGUGGGAGCACUUUGUCACGGCACCGAAGACCAAGAAAUUCAAAAUCCCCAUAAUGCGCAUCACCGCCAGAAAGCCCAGCCGGCGAGCCUCCACCCUCAGCCUGUCUCGGACCAGCGGCGGGUCCUCUCCCCAGAGCAGCAUGGUCUCUGUGAACCCUGGUUCUGAUGAGCUCCCAAGCGUGGUUACCCCGGCGACUGGCAGCAAAGACGUUGAGGAUAACGAAUCCUCUUCAACCAAGCCAGAUGACGAGUCCCUCCAUAUCCAUCUGCAGAAGCUUCUGGAGAUGGUUCGAGAAGAUGCCAAAAGGUCAAUGUUGUUGGAGAACGAAAUGCAAAGGACAGCUCCCAGCAUCCUGUCUGUGCUCAAGCAAACCAAGAGCGAUUCCGCCUUGAAGGAGGGACAGACACCGGUCAAGUCAAGCGAGAGGUCCAGCACCACCAGCAUGGACAGCCACUCCCAGAUGGUCCAGAAGAAGUGGAAAGGCCGAACAAACCGGGACUUCAUCCAGUCUAAGAGCGGGGUCUGCAGCCUCAUGAGGGCCAAGUUUUACAGCGUAGCCCAGGAGGCCAGCUACUGCCUGCAGGACAAGAUGGAGAUUUUCAUGAAGCGCCAGGAAGAGAGGGGUUUCCAGAAGUUCCACUCCUUCCUCCUUGUCUCCAGUUUCCAAAAGGACAUGGCAAAGAUGAGACACCAGAUCUCCAUCGUGAAAGGGGACGCAGAUGAGAUGGCAGACCACUGGUACUUCGACCUAUUGUCCAAACUCCCUGAGGAUCUAAAGAGCUUCCGCCCUGCCAAAAAGAUCCUGGCAAAACUGCAGAAGUUUGGUGAGAACCUAGACCUAAGGAUCCGGCCCCACAUCCUCCUGAAGGUGCUGCAGGACCUGAGGGUCUGGGAGCUGUGUUCCCCGGACAUCGCUGUGGCUAUCGAGUUUGUGCGAGAACACAUCAUUCAUAUGCCCCAAGAAGAUUAUAUCACCUGGCUACAGAGCAGGAUCAACAUUCCUAUCCGGACCCCGAAUGCCCUGACCUAG
Molecule: messenger RNA, 1575 nt
Organism: Dipodomys spectabilis (banner-tailed kangaroo rat)
Lineage: Eukaryota; Metazoa; Chordata; Mammalia; Rodentia; Heteromyidae
Gene: Ccdc60
Product: coiled-coil domain containing 60
Exons: 13
Coding region: 1-1575 (524 amino acids)
Source: RefSeq, a predicted model, not a curated record